Arachis stenosperma is the source of this 2301-nucleotide messenger RNA. RefSeq names its product protein FAR1-RELATED SEQUENCE 5-like. The transcript is spliced from 4 exons. Bases 1 to 2301 code for a protein of 766 amino acids. The record is from RefSeq and is a predicted model, not a curated record. Gene Ontology annotation, molecular function: zinc ion binding; nucleic acid binding. Lineage: Eukaryota; Viridiplantae; Streptophyta; Magnoliopsida; Fabales; Fabaceae.
AUGGGCUUGGGUGCUGUGUGGCAACCAGCACUUGUCACUUUUGUUGGAGUUCAUUUGGUAGCUGUCAUUGGAGGGUAUCGUUGCCUGCAUGCUUUAAGAAUUUGGCACUGUGUGGUGAAUAUUUUGAUGGACGUUCCCGAGGCUGUUGACAUUAAUGCAAUGUGUGAGGAGGGGGCAGGCGUGAUGGGCGCAGUCGAUUUUCGAGAUGUAGCCGAUAUAACGGAAAAUGAUAUUUUGAGGAAGGUGUUUCGUAGCGAAGACGAUGCAUACGAGUUUUAUAAGAGAUUAGGAAAAUUCUACGGGUUUGGUAUAAGAAGGGGAGACAUGUUCAAGGAUGAGAAGGGUAAUUUGGUUCGGAGAAGAUUUUUUUGCAAUAGGGAGGGACAGAGAGAUAAGAAACAUUAUAACAGGAUCGACAGGAAGAGGCAUCACAAGCCGGAGACAAGGACAAAUUGUGAAGCAAGAAUGUGUAUAUAUUUAGAUAAGGACAGCUCGUUGUGGAGGGUCAAGAAAAUCAUUUUGAACCACAACCACGACAUGACUCAUCCUGGAAUGGUCCAUCUAAUUACAAGUUUUCGUUCGUUGACGGAUUCUGCGAAAGCCCAAUUAGAUGGGUUUCAAGGUUGUGGCAUCUCCACGGCAAAGACAAUGCGGUACAUGGUUGGGGUAUCUGGAGGGUAUUCAUUGGUAGGUUUUUUGAAGAAAGAUGCUUAUAACUACGUGGAUAAGAUGCGUCGUGCAAAGAUAGUUGACGGAGACACGAACGCAGCUAUAGUGUACUUGGAGGGUAAAGUCGAUGCAGACCCGACUUCGAUGGCAAGGUAUAAUGUGACAGAAGACGAGAUGCUAGCGAAUUUACUGUGGGCGGAUGGUGGCAACAGGAUAGAUUACCAAUACCUUGGAGACGUACUUGCAUUCGACUCAACCUAUAAGAAGAACAAAUACAAGAGGCCGCUAGUGAUUUUCUCAGGAUGUAAUAACCACAAGCAAACAUGUAUUUUUGGGUUUGGUUUGGUGUUAGAUGAGAGCAUUGCAUCAUACACGUGGCUGUUGGAGAAUUUCUUGGAGGUCAUGUGCAACAAGCAGCCUUCUGUUGUUGUCACAGAUGGUGAUGACUCAAUUCGAGAAGCCGUUCGAACAAUUUUUCCAAAUGCCACGCAUAGGUUAUGUGCUUGGCACUUUGAGAAGAAUGUCACGUCAAACGUGAAGGAUGAAAAUUUACAUCGGCUCUUUAAUCGGUGGAUUUAUUCUGAAACGAGUGUUGAUGACUUUGAGGCAGAGUGGGCUCAGGCCGCAGCCGAUUAUGGCUUCCAGGAUUCACUAUGGUGGAACCAAGUUUAUGGGAAAAAGGAGAUGUGGGCAAACGCUUUCUUGUGCGAGAAAUUAUGUGCUGGGUAUCGGACAACAUCACAGUGCGAAGGGAUAAAUUCGGUGUGCAAGAAUUUUCUUGAAUCAAAACACAGUAUGUUGGAGCUUGUUCAGAAUCUAGAACUUGUUGUGCGAGAGUAUAGGAACAAUGAAUUGUUGGCACAGUUCAGGUCUAUUUAUAGCGAACCAGUGCUGACAACCUCGCUGGAAUCCCUUGAGCGUCAUGCAGCUUCUGUUUACACAAGAGCGGUAUUUGUAGAUGCUAAACGGGAGAUUCAGAGUGGGUUUCCAUGCAAACAUAUAUUUUUUGUCAUCAAGCAUGAACACUUGUUGACAAUACCUAGUAGUCUAGUGUUGAAGCGUUGGACCAAAGAAGUAAAAUCAUUAGGCGCAUACGCCGAGAAAACAGAUGACGGGGGUGAUAGAGGGUUCUUGCUUCGCCAUGGAGCACUUCAUUCGGCGUCCAAAUGGUUGUUCUUUUUAGGGGCCCAGAAGGUUGGGUUAUUCGGUGUUGCUUUGGAGGGGAUUCACCGACUAUGUGCAACAUUGGAAUCAGAGUUGGCCAAUGGUGUUCAUCCUACCAAGUCUAAGCAACCCAGUGAAAUUCGAGAUCCAGUUGUUGUGCGAACAAAGGGAGCACCAAGGGGUCAUAAGAGAAAGGCGUCCAAGAGAAAGUGUGCCAACUGCAACAAGCCGGGACAUACAAAGAGGACUUGCACAGAUGGAAGGCCUUGUCGGGGAAAAAAAACCCGAGUGGAUACAUUCAAUUCGGCUGAGGACGGGGGACAAAGUGAGGAGGUGGCUGAACUGGAAGCGACCGGAUCCAAUGAUCAAACUAUUGGGGUAGAACACGUGAUCGGAGGUGGGUCUGUUCGAAUGCCGCAGGUAGAACUGAUCAAGACGGUUCCAUUUUGCAGAUACCGUGGGCAAUAA